GUGUUUUUUCUUCCCCUGAUUUGGUAACAUGCCAUUCAUUCUCUUCUUUCUUUUUACACCCCAAGCAUUGUACUAACUUUCUGUCUCUAUAAAAAUGUAUAGAUAUUCUUUCUCUAACAUGUAGAAAAAUACAUUUUAAUACCUAUGGUGAUUCAGAGAAAAGGGUUGGUUUCAGAUUUUUUGUUUAUUAAAAAAGAUGUACAGUUUUUCUUGUUCUUAUACUCAAUAAACAUGAUUUCUUCAACUUUCAACCUUUUAGCUGAUACUGUGGUUUAUUUUCUGGGUUUAGGGUUGCCACUUGAUGUUUUUGAGGUAGUGAAAAUGGUGAGGCAAAGGAUUGAGAUCAGGAAGAUCGAUAACUUGACGGCCAGGCAGGUGACCUUCUCAAAGAGACGAAAAGGGCUUUUCAAGAAGGCUAAAGAGCUCUCAGUUCUCUGUGAUGCCGAAGUAGCUCUCGUUGUUUUCUCUGCAACUGGAAAACUCUUCGAGUAUGCCAGCUCAAGAAAGCACUCUUCUGGUGUAGAUUUUCUGUAA
Ilex paraguariensis (yerba mate) is the source of this 534-nucleotide messenger RNA. NCBI's taxonomy places the organism in Eukaryota, Viridiplantae, Streptophyta, Magnoliopsida, Aquifoliales, Aquifoliaceae. The record is from the annotation of a GenBank genome assembly.